GGUUUUGUGAGGCGUCGAAUUCCAGCUGCUUAGCAAUGGCCAAAGUCCUGAUCGGUGCCGCCAUCGGCUUCGGAGGAGCAGCCGUUGCGGUCCCACUGAUGGUGGGAGCCAUCGGCUUCACUGCCGCAGGGAUUGCGUCAGGAUCCAUCGCGGCCAACAUGAUGUCGGCUGCCGCCAUUGCCAACGGUGGAGGCGUCGCCGCUGGGAGCAUGGUCGCCGUCUUGCAAUCCAUCGGCGUGGUUGGCCUUUCAGCAGGUACUAAAGCCGCACUCACAGGCCUGGGAGCUCUCGUGGCCCUGUUUUAAAAGUCCAGCUGUACGCAAAAAAGCCUGUCCAUCACCAGAAUGGCUAAAGGAUAAGAAUGUUGUGUUGAUGCAAAUC
Molecule: messenger RNA, 381 nt
Organism: Pogona vitticeps (central bearded dragon)
Lineage: Eukaryota; Metazoa; Chordata; Lepidosauria; Squamata; Agamidae
Source: RefSeq, a predicted model, not a curated record